CAAGUUCGCGACUAGCGCAAAUCAGAAGGCUAGAUCGUCCCGCGAAAACCCCCAAGCGAUCCCUACCACGUACCAACCAUCUCCACGGUACCGCCCAGCCUCGUGCCGUAUCUCACUGUCGUCUAACGCCGCUACGUCAUUGGACUGCGAAACGGGCUUCGCGAUGCAUCUCUUUUUGCCUCGAACGGCCUCUCGCUAAAACAUUGGCCUUUAUCCCUGCCGUCUAUCUGAUAGCACCCCGCCUGCGUCAAUUCCCCUCACGCCUCCAGGCCACGACAUAUUGGAACGCUGAAGAGAAGCUAGCGGCCAAUCACUGACGGGCGGAUCUCCACGCUCACGAAACCCUGAUUUUUUGACACGAAUACAGCCUCGCCCAAGCCACCAUGUCCAGCUUGGCUAGAGAGUUCGCAAAGACUAAACUUUCUUCCCUGCCACCGCCGGAGCCCGUGCAGGAGGAGCCUCCCGAGUACGAAGAUGACUCGUCUUCGGCAUCGUCAAUGUCUAGCACCGGCACUGUCAGACCGUCACAUACACUAAGACCCGCCCCCGCAAUACAUUGGUCCGACUACUACGCCCAGGAGUUCUAUCUUGAACAGCGCAGGGAUGGAUCAGGGCAUGCCAAGUUUCAUGUAUACCUCACACCGCCGGCGACAGUGAAAGCACCCUUGGUAGUGCUCCACCAUGGCGCCGGAAGCUCAGCAAUGUCCUUUGCGCUGGCAGCCAAGGAGAUUCGCAGGGCCAUGCCAGAAAUCGGGAUCUUAGCUGUCGAAGCACGCGACCACGGAAGUGUAGUGUGGAACGCUAGUGGAGAGGUGGACAACGACCUGAGCAUUGGGCAGCUCAGUCAAGAUUUAGUUGACAUGCUGUCGCUGACCCAGAGCAAGAUGAAUUGGAAAGAGCUCCCACAGAUUGUUUUGAUAGGACACAGUCUGGGUGGUGCAGUCGUCACCGACGCUGCAAACAAGGGCUUAUUAGGAAACAAGCUGCUAGGCUUUGGAGUGCUUGAUGUUGUCGAAGGCUCGGCCAUGGAAACACUGGCACAUAUGCACACUUACCUUGCGAGUAGGCCCAAGUCGUUCCCUUCGCUACCUGCUGCUAUCGAGUGGCACAUCCGAUCACGAACGAUACGUAACCCUCAGUCGGCGCGAGCAAGCGUACCAAGCCUGCUACUGCAGAACUCGGAUGGGCGGUGGGCAUGGCGGACAGAGCUUGCGAGCACAGAGCCGUAUUGGGAGAACUGGUUCACGGGCAUGAGCGGCAAGUUCCUGAGCGGGAAGGGUGCUAAGUUGUUGCUGCUCGCUGGAACCGACAGGCUGGAUAAGGAGCUGAUGAUUGGGCAAAUGCAAGGUAAAUUCCAACUCCAGGUCUUUCCUGCCGCUGGACAUUUCCUCCACGAGGACCUCCCGGAAAAGACUGCUGAAGUUGUGGUCGAGUUUGUGAAGCGCAACGACCGGAGUGCGCUUGUUCUUCCGCCCAAGGUCUCUGAUCUCCUUGCACAAGGCAAGAGAGUAUAGGGCUAUCUUCUCGAGGUCCUUGCCUCCAACGCUCUCGCCCCAAUUGACCUAUACUAUGCAUGACAUACGAUCAGGGUAUGCCGUCCCG
Messenger RNA from Alternaria rosae, 1602 nucleotides. RefSeq names its product Alpha/Beta hydrolase protein. Gene Ontology annotation, biological process: protein demethylation. The transcript has 2 exons. NCBI's taxonomy places the organism in Eukaryota, Fungi, Ascomycota, Dothideomycetes, Pleosporales, Pleosporaceae. The coding region runs from base 384 to 1514 and encodes 376 amino acids. Gene Ontology annotation, molecular function: protein methylesterase activity. The record is from RefSeq and is a predicted model, not a curated record.